CGCCCCGUGGACAACGCCUCGCCCACCCGCGCGCCCGCCUAUGGCUGGGAAGGUGCUGUCGCUGCUGCCGCCCUUGCUGCUGGCCGCGGCCGGCCUCGCGGGGCUCCUGCUGCUAUACGUCCCCACCCGCGACGUCCGGGAGCUGCCCGCCCUCAAGUAUGGCAUUGUCCUGGACGCUGGCUCUUCCCACACAUCCAUGUUUAUCUACAAGUGGCCCGCAGACAAGGAGAACGACACAGGCAUCGUGGGCCAGCACAGCUCCUGUGACGUGCGCGGAGGGGGCAUCUCCAGCUAUGCAGACAGCCCUUCCAGGGCUGGCCAGAGUCUUGUUGAAUGCUUGGACCAGGCACUUCAGGAGGUGCCCGAAGAGAGACACGUGAGCACACCCCUCUACCUAGGAGCCACAGCAGGCAUGCGCCUGCUCAACCUGACCAGUCCAGAGGCCUCGGCCAAUGUGCUUGCGGCUGCGACCCAGACGCUGACCCAGUAUCCCUUUGAUUUCCGUGGUGCCCACAUCCUCUCAGGCCAGGACGAGGGGGUGUUUGGUUGGGUGACCGCCAACUACCUGCUGGAGAACUUCAUCAAGUACGGCUGGGUGGGCCGGUGGUUCCGGCCAAGGAAGGGGACGCUGGGGGCCAUGGACCUGGGGGGCGCCUCCACUCAGAUCACCUUCGAGACGGCCAGCCCAGCUGAGGAUCCAGCCAGUGAGGUCCACCUUCGGCUCUACGGCCAGCACUACCGGGUCUACACGCACAGCUUCCUCUGCUAUGGCCGUGACCAGGUCCUCCGGAGGCUGCUGGCUGGUGCGCUGCAGACCCAUGGCUUCCACCCGUGCUGGCCAAGGGGCUAUUCCACCCACGUGCUGCUUCAGGACGUGUAUGAGUCUCCAUGCACUGCGGCCCAGCGGCCCCAGGCCUUCAACAACAGCACCAGGGUCAGCUUGUCCGGGACUAGCGACCCUGCCCUCUGCCGUAGCCUCAUCAUGGGACUCUUCAAUUUCUCCUCCUGCCGCUUCUCCCAAUGUUCCUUCAAUGGCAUCUUCCAGCCCCCUGUGGCUGGGAACUUCAUCGCCUUCUCUGCCUUCUUCUACACCAUGGACUUCCUGCGGACGGUGAUGGGGCUGCCUGUGGCAACCUGGCCGCAGCUGGAGGCAGCAGUGGUCACGGUCUGCAACCAGACAUGGAGUGAGCUACAGGCUCGGGCCCCGGGGGAGCGGGCCCGCCUGCCCGACCACUGCGCGGGGGCCAUGUUCGUGCAGCAGCUGCUGAGCCGCGGCUACGGCUUCCACGAGCGCGCCUUCGGAGGGGUGACCUUCCAGAAGAAGGUCGGGGACGCCGCGGUCGGCUGGGCGCUCGGCUACAUGCUGAACCUGACCAACCUGAUCCCCGCCGAGCCGCCGGCGCUGCGCAAGGGCACAGACUUCAGCGCCUGGGUCGUCCUUGUCCUGCUCUUCGCCGCCAUGCUUCUGGCCGCGUUCGUCCUGCUGCUGCGCCAGGCGCGCUCGGCCAACUCGUCGAGCGCCAUCUAGGGGCGAGCUGGGGACAGCUGCCCCCGUCGCGUCUCCCACCCCCACCGCCCCCACCCCACCGCUGCCCCGACCGAGACGCGGACGCUGGCGUGCACGCCCACGGGGGGCCGGGCUGCGCGAAGGGAACCGAGUCCAGGCCCUGCCUGCCGGCGCCAACAUCCUGCAGCCUACAGGGUCUCCCGGCCCUCCUCUUCCUGGGGGUGGGGGAUUCAGACACCCCGCAGCCCUCAGCCCGUGCAGGGCUGGGUGUGUAGGGAGUGGAGUUAGGGCCCUCGGAGCACCCCCGCCCUCCGGGGUCUGGCUCUGUAUGAGGGGGAGGGUCAGAGCCCACAGCGCCUACUUGUAAAAAUUUUGUAAUACAAACUUCUUUCUAGAGCA
Leptonychotes weddellii (Weddell seal) is the source of this 1906-nucleotide messenger RNA. It is a transcript of the gene ENTPD2, whose product is annotated as ectonucleoside triphosphate diphosphohydrolase 2. Gene Ontology annotation, molecular function: GDP phosphatase activity; ribonucleoside triphosphate phosphatase activity; UDP phosphatase activity. The record is from RefSeq and is a predicted model, not a curated record. Gene Ontology annotation, cellular component: plasma membrane. Gene Ontology annotation, biological process: nucleoside diphosphate catabolic process. Lineage: Eukaryota; Metazoa; Chordata; Mammalia; Carnivora; Phocidae.